GCUUUCAACAUGCCACCGAUUCGCGUCCGACGCGACUUGGAUUCGCCAGACAAUUACGCGACACGUCAGUCAUCAACUGCGAAAUAAUCACUGAAAAAUUUGUGAUUUUGUUGACAUUGUGACAAAAAAAAAACCGGAACCAAAUACAAACAAAUACAGCGAGUACCAUUCAAAUGACGAUCAACACACUAGAACACUAACUUUCUUUAUAGUAGAGAACCUAAACUUAUUCGGAUAGAUUCUGGCUAAAUCAAAUAAUUGAAAAUCAUUGUUAAAACCGAUAUAGAACAAGAUAGAAGCUUUUAUUUUUACGCUCACACAGCGUUUUGUUCCCUGAAAAAUAGUAUAAUUGAAGAGUUCCCUAAAAGAUCUUGAGCGCUUAAAUUACUUUCAAAAAAUGGAGAAGUUAGGAAACGUAUUCUAUCAUCUACCAGAAAAGCUUUUCAACAGUAAAAGGAUUUGAAAUACAAGUACUGUUACGUUAACAUUUUUCAAUAAUUGCCUAAAACUAGAUUGAAUAUUGAUUUCCGAGAAUCAGUUAAUUCUGCAGGUAGACAAAAAAAUAGAAACAGGAAUGAUUAGAAUCCUAGAAUUAUGUUAGACACCUAUAGUAGACGACAUCUGAAAUAUUCGAACUCAGUUUGAGAAGAAUAUGAAAAUCAUCAACAGCAUAAGAAAUUCCACGCAUGAAAGAAGAGUCAGGAAUGGUUAGUAUCCUAGAAUUAUGUUAGACACCAAUAGUAGAUGACAUCUGAAAUAUUUGAACUCAGUUUGAGAAGAAUAUGAAAAUAGGGUUUCAACUGGUAUUGUUAUUCAAAAUCACCGUGUAGAUAAACGUGUUUUUUGCUAAUUUUUGAAGAAUCAUGUAAUAAAAUCUUCUGAAGCAUCAAUAAAAAACAUUGAAUACGAAUCAAAAGCUGAUGGGAGAAUAAAGUUGUCAGUAACAGGAUGAAAAAGUCAUGACUAUUGGAUAAUAAGGUCAAAUGCUAGUUGUUGGUGAAAGCUACGAUAAUCCAUAAUUGGCAAUGAUGGAAAAUAAUUCGAAAUUUGGCUAACAAUUUGAAAUUGAACUCUCAAUGUAUCUCCAAUAGAAACUCAGUAACGGAAUUUUAAAACUAUAUUCUUCUGGUGACAGCCAACUGUGAGUUUGAAUAAGGAUUGAGAAAGGGUUGAUUCACCAUUUAUUUGAAGUGUUGAAAAAUUCACUGUAUGUGUUGAUAAAAAGCUACCCUUCAAUCUUCAUGAACCCCUCAAUCUUCUGCACGUGAUAUGAGAUCUAUCAAUAAAGAGUGGUGAAUGGUUUUUCAAAGCAACCCAAUUUUGGUAUUUUUGAAAGAAAUAAGAGAUUGAUCAAAUAGUGUAUAUCACAGCUACUACUAUACAGAAUGUGAUAAGAUAUUAUGCCUUGCGAUCACUGUUAACAAAUCACGUGUCUUCAAGUUUAUCAAUUACUCGGGUCAUUCGAAACAACCAUAAUGAACAGUUCCUUCAAACAUUGCCUUGAGUGAUGAAGAAUGCAUGAGGAGUGGUAAACAUUAACAUGUUCUGAAAUAUAAAAAUUUGUGAAAAACAUUGUGAAAAAAAUUUGUAUAAAAAGUGAAAAAACAAAACAAAAACAGUUUGAUUACAAUAUACAAUGAGGAUUAACAAAAAUGUUGAUGAGAAUGUUAAAGCUGAAACAUGACAACAUGUAAUCCUCGAUCAGCAAUGAACGUUUCGUUGGAGGAGAGUGACUGGAACGUAACCUCCUCGAUCUGGAAUGCGACAGAACCAACCGACCUGGACUGGGCGCUGAUGAUCCAGGAGCGAGCCCUUUUAGCCAGCCUACUGCUCUUGUUCUCAGCUGCCACCGUCUUCGGAAACGCUCUAGUGAUGGUGGCAGUUGCGCGUGAAAGGUACCUUCACACAGCCACCAACUACUUCGUCACCUCAUUGGCAUUGGCCGAUUGUUUAGUGGGGUUGGUGGUGAUGCCAUUCAGUGCACUCUAUGAAGUUUUGCAGAACAAUUGGUUUUUUGGAAUCAACUGGUGCGACGUUUGGAGGUCUCUGGACGUUCUUUUCAGCACGGCAUCAAUACUGAACUUGUGUGUGAUCUCGUUGGACAGAUACUGGGCUAUCACUGAUCCGUUCACGUACCCGACACGUAUGAGUCGCAACAGAGCGUGUCUGCUGAUUGCAGCAGUUUGGGUGUGUUCAGGCGCCAUCUCUUUCCCGGCGAUAGUUUGGUGGAGAGCAGUGCGUGUUGAAGAGGUGCCUGCACUCAAGUGUCCUUUCACUGACAGCUUGGGUUAUCUGGUCUUUUCCUCGACAAUCUCCUUCUACGUUCCACUGUUUGUGAUGGUGUUCACUUACUACAAGAUCUACAGAGCAGCGGUUACUCAAACAAGGUCCCUGAAACUGGGUACCAAACAAGUGAUGAUGGCACCUGGGGAAAUGGAACUGACGCUCAGGAUCCAUCGUGGAGGGGGCGGAGGUGGAACCGCACAUCUCUACAACUCCACCACAUCUGACGACCUACCUGACGACCAUCCCUCAUCCUCAUCACCACAAAAUGGCGGCCUCACUCGACAAACGUCACGUGUCAUCCACGGAAAACAUCUGGGGAAAAACUUUUCUCUGAGUCGUAAACUGUCCAAAUUCGCCAAAGAGAAAAAAGCAGCGAAAACUCUGGGCAUUGUGAUGGGUGUUUUCAUAAUUUGCUGGCUUCCUUUCUUUGUGGUGAAUCUGCUGUCGGGGUUCUGUGCCGACUGCAUCUGGGAGGCAGAGCUCGUGUCGGCCAUUGUCACCUGGCUUGGCUGGAUCAACUCUGGCAUGAAUCCGGUCAUCUAUGCUUGUUGGAGCAAGGAUUUCAGAAGGUAA
Messenger RNA from Nilaparvata lugens (brown planthopper), 2859 nucleotides. RefSeq names its product dopamine receptor 2-like. The record is from RefSeq and is a predicted model, not a curated record. Gene Ontology annotation, cellular component: membrane. The coding region runs from base 1681 to 2859 and encodes 392 amino acids. Gene Ontology annotation, biological process: adenylate cyclase-activating adrenergic receptor signaling pathway. Gene Ontology annotation, molecular function: G protein-coupled receptor activity. The transcript has a single exon. Lineage: Eukaryota; Metazoa; Arthropoda; Insecta; Hemiptera; Delphacidae.